UAAUUAUAGGCUAGGAGACCGGCCUGGAAAGUCACUGCCGGCGGUAGCCCGCCCCUCUGGGCCUGAACCAACCAGUGCGUUCCGAGAAAGUUUCUUGUCACGUGGUACAUACUUAUUGUUGAGAGAGUCAUGUGAUAGAUCGGUGUGUUGUGUUGUGGAUUGCGUUCAUUCAAUUUCAUUGUCACUUGCUUGCAUACUUGUCACACGGUUCCUCAAGAUGGCUCCACCACAAGUCAUGAAGAGUGCUGCUCGGUCGGCUUUGGGCGUGUUUUUUGAAUACGAUACACCAAGAAUUGUUCACAUUAGAAGUAAAAAAGUCGGAUUAUUCAACAGAUUCUUGCAGCUUUCCAUUUUAGCGUACAUCAUUGGAUAUGCCAUCGUGUACAAGAAAGGUUACCAGGAAUUUGAGAAUGUUCAGAGUGCAGUCACAACGAAGGUGAAAGGCAUUGCUUUCUCCAAUGGUUCAAUUCCUGGCAUUGGCACGAGAACAUGGGAUGUUGCAGACUAUGUCAUUCCACCACAGGAGAAUGAUGCCUUCUUUGUGAUGACCAAUGUUGUGGUCACUCCUGGACAGACUCAAACAGGGUGUGCUGAGGACCCAGGUGUUACUGGCGCUAUAUGUCAGACCAAUGCUGACUGUGAACAGGUCAAAGGAACCAUUUUGCCAAGUGGAAGUGGUCCUGUGACUGGAGAGUGUGUGCCGUCUGAUGUCCCUGGUUCGAAGGAAAAAGUAUGUCAAAUAUUUGGCUGGUGUCCGUUGGAAAACGAUAAAAUGCAAGGAGAUAGCCCAGUACUGGAAAAUGCCAAAAACUUUACAGUGUUCAUCAAGAACAACAUUGAGUUUCCCCGAUUCGGUGUGAGCAGGAGGAAUAUUCUCGGGUUUUACAAUGACACAGCACUGAAGACUUGUCGCUGGAAGAGAGGGGACCCUAAGCUAAAGUUCUGCCCCAUCUUUGUCUUGGACGAUAUUGCGAGAGACGCUGGAGUCACUUUUGAGAACAUGAUGAUGGAGGGUGGUGUGAUGCAGAUUGUCAUUGACUGGACGUGCAACCUGGACUAUUCCGUGGAAGAUUGUGUCCCAGAGUACACUUUCCGACGUCUGGACAAAGGAGACUAUAGCGUCUCUAGGGGGUUUAACUUCAGAUUUGCCGACAGAUACUCUGUAUUUAAUGAGAGUACAGGACUACAACUCUACCGUAAUUUGUACAAGGCAUAUGGAGUCCGAUUCCUGGUUACUGUUCAGGGUAAAGCUGGCAAGUUCUCAAUAGUUCCCUUGCUCCUGAACAUUGGCAGUGGCAUGGCAUUGCUCGGUGUGGCCACCAUUAUCUGUGAUAUCAUGGUGCUCUACGUGCUCAAAGCAAAGAAUUUCUACCGAGACAAAAAGUACCUUGAUGUCAAAGGUCAAGAUGCUUUCGAGGUUCUCGAAGAAGAGGCGGGUCCGGGGGAGCAGAUGUCGGAGGGGAGCACUAACUCGGUCUCCAGGAGGAACUUGACGGCCAGUGAUGGAGGAGCCGCACCUUGAUGCUUGACCCACCACACCUUGAUGACCCCUGUUGACCACUUUUAUAGAAUUUUACACUCUCAUUAUUUCACUUUAUUGACCUCACACUCUCUCACUAUUUUACUUUACCAAUUUCACACUUUCAUUAUUUCUCUUUACCGACGUCACACUCUCUCAGUACUUCCUUUCUUUCUAAAGGUAUUUUUCCUGUCUUUGGAGGUCAGAGGAAUUGAAUGGCAGUGUGUGCUGGAGAAGCCAAUCCCAAGUGUUUGCUGAUGAUCUCAGCAACGACUUCUUACUCACUCUCUUUGUCUCUCCCUCUCUUUCUGUUUGCAUCUCCAUGUCUCUCUUUUGCUUUUUUUAUCUUUUUCAAUCUCAUUUUUUUUU
Messenger RNA from Aplysia californica (California sea hare), 1888 nucleotides. RefSeq names its product purinergic ATP P2X4 receptor subunit 1. The transcript has 11 exons. Gene Ontology annotation, cellular component: plasma membrane; nuclear inner membrane. Lineage: Eukaryota; Metazoa; Mollusca; Gastropoda; Aplysiida; Aplysiidae. The record is from RefSeq and is a predicted model, not a curated record. Gene Ontology annotation, molecular function: purinergic nucleotide receptor activity; extracellularly ATP-gated monoatomic cation channel activity. Bases 218 to 1522 code for a protein of 434 amino acids. Gene Ontology annotation, biological process: response to ATP; monoatomic cation transmembrane transport.